GACCCCGCUCUGCCGGGCCAUUGGCGUGCAGGCGCUCCCUACUGCAGCCCUGCGCUUCACCUGAACUUCACCCAACUUCCCGUGUACGUCCAGCCACGCCGCUCCUAACCGCGGGGUGCCCGUUCGGGUGAGGAGGAGAAGGAGGACGAGGAGGAGGAGGAAGAUCCGCGGGGAAAGCGCUCCGCUCCCCAGCUCCAGCUCCUCGCGGGCACACGGUCCCGGAGCAGCGCUCGCCAGCCGGUGGUGCCGCCGCACGGGGGGAGCACCCUCCGCGGUCCCCGCCACCCGCCCGCCCCGCCGUAGAUCCCCGUUAUCCGCUUGUUAAAUCUGCAGUGACGCAGGGCGAGGGGCGCUGACCCCCCCCCACCCCAAAUCACCCCGCUCGGGGCCGCCCCGUCGCGGCUCCCCCCAGCUCCCAGCCGUCGGCGCUCCCGGCAGCGCCUCCCUCGGGAGCCGAACUCCGCGGGCCCUGUCUCUUUAACGGCGCGGCUUGUGGCGGUGCGCGGAGCGGAUCGCGUCCUGUCACCGGGUCGCGGAGGAGGAGUUUGUUAAUGUUCAGUUUGCUCGGUGGAUCGAUGUUUGCUGGCAUCGCCUCGCCCUGCCUGUGUAUGUGUGUGUGUGCGGGUGUGCGUGUGUGUGUGUGUGCGUGUGUGUGCCUGUGCAGUGUGUGUGUGCGUGUGAACAGCAGAUUUCCUCCCAUCCAAAGCCUCCCUGUCCUCUCCCAUAUCACUCACCGCCUGGCAUCUGACAGCACGGAACCUGCAGCGCUCCGCGCACACGCACACACACACACACACACCCGGGCACCGCUCCGCCAUACAGCUCUGCGAGGAGGAGGAGAGGAGAGGAAAGGGAGGAAGCAGCCAGCCCCACAGUCUUUCCAGAGCUGCCUUUUUUAAUAUAUACGUAUCUAUUUUGUUAUUUAUUUAUUGCCAUCCUCUGGCACUGUGGGCGCCUUUCAUUUGCUCCUGAGCUUGGAUGUUUGAAUCAAAGCAAAGCAAGUGUUGCAACAGUUAAAAAAAAAAAAAAAAAAGAAAAGAAAAAAGCCAACCAAAAAAAAAAAAAAGCGAGAGAGAAAGAAAGAAACCUAGAUCUCUAAAAUAAAAUAAAAACCAAACAGGUUCCUAUCAGUGAAGUGGGAAGGAGGGGGGCAGGGGAGGCUUGAGGGGGUGCCGAGGGAAGCGGCUGAGGCAGAGGAACACGGCUCAGGAGCGUCUCAGGGCUCUCGGAUCUGGGGACAGAAGUGAGAUUGGAGAAAGUAGAGCGAUGCCAAGGAGGAAACAGCAAGCACCCAAACGGGCUGCAGGUUAUGUCCAAGAGGAAGAUUUAAAGGAAGAGGAAGAUAUAAAGGAGGAGGAAGAAGAUGAUGAUGACAACAAUUCCACUGCUCAACUCCAGGGCAGCAAUGACACUUGCACGGAUGAGGAACAUGAAGCUGGUCCUGAGCAGAAAGGGAACUUCAGUUACCAGAAUUCCCCUGUCAGUCAUAUAUCUAACCAGGAUGCUGAAAACGAAUCACUACUAAGUGAUGGUAGUGACCAUGUGGCAGAUAUUAAAAGCAUUUGCUCUAGAGAGCCACAGGACCCCAAACCCAGCAGCCAUCCCAAAGCCCAGAAUGAAGCACACAAUUGCAUGGAUAAAAUGACAGCGGUCUAUGCCAACAUACUGUCAGAUUCUUAUUGGACAGGCUUAGGGCUGGGUUUCAAAUUGUCUAACUCUGAAAAGAGGAGUUGUGACAACAGAAAUGGAGGGAACAAAGCUGAUUUUGAUUGGCACCAAGAUGCACUGUCCAAAAGCUUACAGCAGAAUUUACCUUCCAGACCUGUCUCGAAACCCAACCUGUUCAGCUCAGUCCAGCUCUACAGGCAGAGCAGCAAAAUGUGUGGAACUGUGUUCACGGGUGCCAGCCGGUUUCGGUGCCGGCAGUGCAGUGCUGCCUACGACACACUGGUAGAACUAACAGUUCAUAUGAAUGAGACAGGUCACUACCAAGAUGACAACCAUAAAAAGGACAAGCACAGACCUACCAGCUAUUCAAAGCCCCGGAAAAGGGCUUUCCAGGACAUGGACAAGGAAGAUGCACAAAAAGUUCUGAAAUGUAUGUUCUGUGGUGACUCUUUCGAUUCCCUUCAAGACCUGAGUGUUCAUAUGAUAAAAACAAAACAUUACCAAAAAGUGCCUUUGAAGGAGCCGGUACCAACCAUUUCUUCAAAACUGGUCACUCCAGCAAAGAAACGUGUGUUUGAUGUUAACAGGCCUUGUUCCCCCGAUUCCACAACGGGGUCUUUCUCAGAUACUUUUUCUCCUCAGAAGAAUGCGAACCUGCAGUUAUCAUCUAACAACCGCUAUGGCUACCAGAAUGGUGCCAGCUACACAUGGCAGUUCGAGGCCUGCAAAUCCCAGAUUUUGAAGUGUAUGGAAUGUGGAAGUUCCCAUGAUACCUUGCAGCAGCUCACAACCCACAUGAUGGUCACUGGCCAUUUUUUGAAAGUCACAAGUUCAGCUUCAAAGAAAGGAAAGCAACUUGUUCUGGAUCCUUUAGCUGUGGAAAAAAUGCAAUCACUGUCUGAAGCACCUGCCAGUGACAGCCCAGUUUCAAAAUCAACCAGUAAAUCACCUGCAGAAUGCAUAGCUCCCACCUCUGAACUAAGAAAAGAAAGUAAAAAAGAUAAAGCUGAUGAUGCAAACAAAGAUGAGAAAGCGGUAAAAACUGAGGAGUAUGAAGACACUCUUCAGAAACCCCUGGAUCCCACAAUGAAAUACCAGUACCUCAGAGAAGAAGAUUUAGAAGAUGGUUCAAAGGGUGGUGGGGACAUUUUAAAGUCCUUGGAGAACACUGUCACAACAGCCAUCAAUAAAGCUCAGAAUGGAGCUCCUAGCUGGAGUGCAUAUCCCAGCAUCCAUGCAGCUUAUCAGCUCUCAGAAGGAGCUAAGCCAUCUUUGCCUGUGGGUUCCCAAGUAUUGCAAAUCAGACCAACUAUCACCAAUAAACUGAGGCCCAUAGCUCCAAAGUGGAAGGUCAUGCCUCUGGUCCCUAUCUCAGCAAAUGUGGCCCAGUGCACUCAAGUGAAGAAGGAAACUGAUGACAAGGAGGAGGUACAAAAGGACUAUGCUAAAGAGAGUAUCCAAGCUGAGCCUGCCUCACUCAACCAGGGCGAGAGAGAACCUCUCCUCAAAUCUGAAGCCUCUGUGGAGCCAAAAAAGGCAGAACCAUGUCCCUUGAAAGAAGAAGACAAAAUUAAAGAGGACAGUGGAAAAGAAAAAACAGUCCUCAAGGAAACAACAGCAGCUUCUCUUAGUAAUGGUUGUGCUGCCGCCAACCAUUCGUCUGACCUGCCUUGUGUCAACCCUCUCAGCGCGCUGCAGUCAGUGCUGAAUAACCACUUGGGCAAAGCCACUGAGCCUUUACAGCCUCAAUCCAGCUGCAGCCCCAGCUCUAGCACAAUUUCUAUGUUCCACAAAAGCAAUCUAAAUGUGAUGGAGAAGCCAGUUUUAUCUCCAGCUCCAACACCACCAAAGCCUGCAAGUGUAUCCAGGCACUAUUUAUUUGAAAACAAUGAUCAGCCUAUUGACCUGACCAAAUCCAAAGGCAAGAAAGCUGAGUCACCUCAAGCACAAUCUUGUACUUCUCCACCUCAAAAACAUGCUCUGUCCGACAUCGCUGACAUGGUCAAAGUUCUUCCCAAAGCUACUACACCAAAACCUGCGGCAUCUUCAAGGAUCCCAUCUAUGAAAUUGGAAAUAGAUGUCCGACGCUUUGAGGAUGUCUCAACAGAAGUCUCCACUCUGCAUAAAAGGAAGGGCAGACAGUCAAACUGGAAUCCUCAGCAUCUUCUCAUUUUGCAAGCUCAGUUUGCUUCCAGCCUCUUCCAGACAUCUGAAGGUAAAUAUUUAUUAUCAGACCUAGGCCCGCAAGAGCGCAUGCAGAUUUCCAAAUUUACUGGACUGUCAAUGACCACCAUCAGCCACUGGUUGGCAAAUGUCAAGUAUCAACUUAGGAAAACCGGAGGAACAAAGUUCUUGAAAAACAUGGACAAAGGACAUCCAGUCUUUUAUUGCAGUGACUGUGCAUCUCAGUUUCGAACCCCAUCUACUUACAUUAGCCACUUAGAAUCUCACCUAGGUUUCCAAAUGAAAGACAUGAACAGGCUGGCUGUGGAGCAGCAAACCAAGGUAGAGCAAGAAAUCUCCAGAGUUUCAGUUCAAAGGUCUCCUGAAACAAUAGCUGGAGAAGAGGACACUGACUCUAAGUUCAAAUGUAAGUUGUGCUGUCGGACAUUUGCGAGCAAACAUGCAGUAAAACUUCAUCUAAGCAAAACACACAGCAAGUCACCAGAACACCAUUCACAAUUUGUAGCAGAAGUGGAUGAAGAAUAACUCUUAAGGACGAAUGCCUUAGUUCCAGCUCUCCAGCCCAGGCUUCCCGCACCCUGCACGGCACUCCAAUCCUGACAUUGAACUCCCAGCAACCUGGCCCACGAAGACUGCCAAAAAAACUCCAGCUAUUCUUCUUCAUCCUCACUAACAAUUUGGUAAUGAAGUAUUGAUUUCCACUCCCCUGCUUAUGGACGAUAUUAGAUUUUCAUUGAUAAACUGCACUGGGGCUGUCUGGUCUCCACUGUCCCUUUUUGCUGUCACUAAAACAAAGUGCCACUGAAGUAAGAUAAUGACUGAGAACAUUGAUGUACUUAUUUUGUCAAUUUGUAACACUUGACAGGAAAAAAAAAUUCUUCAUAGUUUAAUGUCCAAGUGUGCUACACAAGAUGCAGUCACACUGGAAGCUUUACUUUUCAUGGUAAUGUCCAUUUCCUAUUUAUAACCCCUUUGGGAUAGUUUGUCUAAAGGAAAUGUUUCUAUUCUGUGCAGCUAUUACUGUUGCACCUGGGUUGCCCAAUCCAGUCAUUGCACUAGGGAUCAAUACAUCACAGUAAGUACAAGAAUUAUUAAGUUAAAACAGAUUCUGAGCCAAAAAACCUCUGAACAAUGUUAAUCUUCUGUGCAAGUUGUUCAAAUAGUUAUGCUUAACCAUGUUGCUGCCAAAGAUUUGUUUGAAAUGGAUUAUUUUCAGUUUGUUUUAUUCCUCAGAUAUAUAUAUAUUUAAGUCUCCAUUAUGGUUUACGAUGAGACAUAUGCAAUGGAGUGAUUUUUAAAACAAAAGUACUAUUAUUAGAUUAUUGAACAUUAUAUAAAUAUAGGUAUAUCUAUAUAUAAAUAUCACUAUAUAAAUAUCUAUAUAUAGAUAUAAAAGAACAAAAGUAGAAUUCCUUUCUCAGUUAGGUGGGUGUAAAUCUGAAGUUCUCUGUUAGAGUCGGUGGAGUUGCAUUGGAUUUAUGCCACCAGAAAAUGAGAUCAGAAUCUGGUCUUCAUGCUCUCCGGCCGACCUGGCACAGAUGGGCUGAGAAGCACAGCUGACUUCAAGUCAACCGAGACCUGGGGAGAAGGGGGCUACUAAGAUGGCAAUUUCAAAUUUGUGCUUGUAACUUUUUUCAUUAAAACUUUGAGGUCCCUGUUUUAAUUUGUGGAAUAUUCCCGUUAAUAAUGAGAUCUAAUUAAGACAUCCAUUAAAAGCCCGUUAAAGUUAAUUUAACGUAAAAAUUCCAAUAGAACUGUAUUAGAUUUUCUCCAUUAAAUUAACGUUAUGGAUUUUUAACGGAUGUCUUAAUUAUACAUUAUUAUUAACGGGAAUACUGUAUUACACAGAUUAAAAUCGGGUCCCGAGUCAACUCACAAAAUCUUCCAGGAUAUGCUAAUGUCACGAGUCUCAUGUUACCUAGUGCACUGCUUGGAAAAUCAGGCACAGCCCUUUUUGCUCUCGCUGAGCAUUUCCUUGCAGCGAAAGCAACCUCCAGUAGACAAACCCAUCUCUGUGUCCAGUGAUGAACUUCCCUUAUCCUCAAAGGAAAAAUAAGUCUGCAUCAGGUUGCAAAUCACUACUCCAUUGCAAAUGAAAUAUUCAAAGUAUGCUAGGCACAAGUUGAGAAGAGGAUCAUUCUCAAAUAAGAGAGAGCUUUGGGGUGUCUUUUACUCUUGUUUUUGUUUAGAUGUUGAAGGAUAUAAUUGCAGUGCAGCAUUCACGAAAUCAGACUAAACAUGUUUAUUGCAUUCCCUGUGGCUUGUGCAGAAGGACCUGUUUUGGCAUUGUUUGGGAAAUUUUGACAUGAUCCCUAAACUCAACAUGGAGGAGAAAAAAAAGGCCCUUCUUAUUUACCUCCUAGGGAAAGUGUUGCCCUUAUGCCACAUAUAAUAGCAAAUUGCUUUUUUUAUGGCAUGCAUAACCUAGAUGGGAAAAAAUAUGGCGCUUGAGGGAAGGAGGGAAAAAGUAAAUGAAGUUCCAGGAAUGUCAUUCUGAAGUAAUGAGGCAUGGACAGAAAAUAUACCCCUCACAUCAUCGGAUUGAGAUGGCAGUCGAAAUAGCUUCAUUGAAGUGUCAGCACUCAUCCAUCAAUCAAUCAUCCACAAGGAAAAAUAGCGACAGUACAACGGGGCGGCUUUUAUGGGAUUUACUCAUGGGCAUAGGGAAUAGCAGCUCAAAUGUAGUUCUGACAUGAAAAGCAAGGUGCUGAUAUUAUUUUUUAUGAUGGGAGGAUCAUAAAGUGAAUUGAGAACAGUGAGGUCUGUCUUUGCUUAACCUAUUCAACUGGAAAUGAAUGGAGCUCAACUGGAAACGAGCAGAGCCUUCAGAUGGGUUAAGAUUGAAGCCUGUGCCGUGCUGAGCACCAGCCAUUGACAACAAAAUUCUAUUAAAGCAAAAUCAAUGCAUUAGCACUGAGCUCCUCAGAAGCUGUUAAAUUGCACAGCCCAGUUCAGAGUUAUUAAGUGAAGUUGCACAAGGUGGGUCCUGUGCCCCAGACCCAAAGGCAGCAAGCACCACGGUAAAAUGCCUCCUGGGAUAAAUCAUGUGUGUAUCUAUCUCCAGCCCCACUCUUUUUUGGAUGCUCUAGGAAAAAAUAUUUGGCUUAUCGUGGCAUCCAAUGGGUGACGUUCCCACUGACUUCAGAUGACCCUGAUCCUGCACCCUGUGCGGGGCCAUCUGCUUUGGUAGAAACCCUCUGUGCAGUAUGCUUUGCUACGUCCGAGCCACACGGAUGCCAACAUCGGCUGCUGCUGGGAGUGAGGAGGACACUUCCCACAAAAGGGUGGCCCACAGCAUCCAAGAAUGGGGCUCUUUGGGGCACCAACUGCUCAAUUUUGGCAGAAAAGAGGCUUUCCUGGUGCCCCAAACCCAGUGAGCAGUGGGGUGGUGAUAGGAAACAUGGUCCCACCAUCACACAUCCCCAACUGUGCUGGCACCUGGGACUCCGCAGCUGAGGACUGGUGCACCCAAGGGAGGUUCAGCUGUCCCAGAGGCAUGUUCUGCUCAGGAAGCUUCACUCCAACACAGGCAAGUGUGGAAAUAGCUACUUCAUUUAAAAUCUGGCCACAAACCUUUAUUACACAGUGCUAAACCUUGAUUAUUUUGCCUGCAUCGCUGUCUUCUGGGAACAUUUUAGGUACAUAUUUGAAUUAAGUGACUUUUUUUUUUUACAAUAUGAUAUAAAAAAAGUAUGUCUCUCCUCUCUCCCUGCAUGAAACUGGAUGAGGUGAUAGUUUAUCUGUCAUAUAAAUCAGGUAACACAGAAAAUCAUUGCAUCUUUUCUCUGUCGUAUCUACUCAAUAUCUAUCUUUCUGACUUUUAUUCUUAUUGGAGAUCAUCAAAAACAUUAAUUAAAAGCCUGGUGAUCAAACAGCCAAAUAUUUAUGAUUCAAAUCCUUGCUUAUUAACAAGUGGCAUAUUGAUACACCACAUAUCCAAGCUCUUUAUGCUCUUGCACUGCAAUAAAGCAGUAAGAAGUGUUAUCCUUAUGCACUGCUUUGAGAGAUUUAUUCAGGAACCAUAGUUUCCUUCCCACCACCAUCCAUGUCAAACUAAACCAUAUCACCUUAACAAACAUGCUCUGUUUUAAAAGAGAGAGAUGUAAUUAGCAUCUCUUUGGAGCCUAAUACAUAAGAAUUUCAGUGAAUCACACUCAGGUGUUUUUUCCAGGAUCUUAUUAUUUAAGCUGAGAGGGAGAAGGACACUUACUUUUAAAAUUGGCUGUCAUUAGUACAGUAAUAAUUGUUGGUUUAAAAAAGCUCUCUGAGAAUCUACUAACAAACCUGUCCAGUGAUUACUUGUCAAUGCAACUUGUCAUGGGCUUUAUUGCCUACUUGUGAAAGUAUUUACACGACUGACCUCCCUAGCUUUUUCAGCGAUCAUGGAGGAUGGAAGGAGUCAUUUUAAAAAUCAAUAAUUAUGUAUUAACAUGAUAGGGGUUGAAGCCUUCCAAGCCAGUUUUACAGGCUAUUGAGUCAGCCCUAACACAUUCAGAUGGCAAGGACUGUUUCCUUCAAUUUUUGGUCUUUUUUUCUUUCCCUAAUUGUGUCCUGAUAAAAAGCCAGAUUUAUUGCCUAAUUAAUACCCACAGUUCAGUUCCUAAAGUAGAAAGGAAUGUUCUCCAUGGCUUUGCAAGGAAAGUGAGCUGCCCUUGGUUAGCAGGAAAGUACGAAAGGAACAGGUUUUGUGCAGGGCAGUUUCUGUGUGAGAGCUACCCAAGGGGACCAUUUCCUUUCUGUAGAAUUGCCCUCUGCUAAUUCCCAAUGUCCCAGUCCUGCCAUGAAGGUGCUGCUCUGGUUCAAGCACAGCUGCUCAGGUCAACCAGUUGCUUUGGUCUUGCUGUGAAUAUUGUCUUGCAACCAAACCUGCUAAGAAAACACAAGGGGAUGGAAGAUGGCAACCUCAUUUUGGCAGAGAUUUAUUCCCAAGAAAAAAACGACUCUGUUCAGUGUCGGAGGCCAGGCUGGGCUGAGGCCACUGUCCCCUCCCUGCUGCCAUCAUAGCUCUCAGGCUGGAGAAAGCGCCGUGGCUAAGUGGAGUUGGAUCUCGUCACACAGGGCUUUUGCCUUCACAAACAGAUAUACGAUGCAAUUUAUAUUUAAAAUUCUCUCUAUAAAGACAGUAUUGAUCACAGAUUCCAGAUCAAUAUGUUGCAAUUACAGCAGGCUUUAGAGGCCAUCUGUCCCCAAGCAAGAGCCCUGAUAUAACCACCUCUAUAUAUUUUGAAAAGCAUUACUGAUACGUGCCCAUCUUCUCACAGUACAGCCUAACAUAUUACUUUUGCUCCCAGGAUGUGUGUUUAGGAGCUACAUAGUUGUCAUUCCUGGCUAUUGGCCAUCCAAGAGGCCUCAGACCAGCUUUUUGUUCAGUUUCAAAGCCACAAUGGGGUCAGUGACAGUGUGGUUUUGCUGGCCUGAUUUUCCUGCUCUCCCUCACAAGUGAUCCCACAGGUUGCAACUUUCCUUUUUGCCAAACCUCUGUUCUCAGUUGGGAAUGACCAAUAAGAGGUUGCUGAAUUUCACUAAAACUAAAAACUUUUCAGUAAUGGUGGUGAAGAGUUGGAGCUGGACAUUGAGAGGUGUAGACUGAGCCUUUUGAUAUGUGACAUUAGACCACAGUGAAUAGAACAUUUGAAAGUUGUACCUGUAGAAUAAAUGACAUGCAUCUGAAGCUAUAUUUCAAUUCACGUUUCAUCAAGCUGAGGCCCUAAUUUUUCAGCACCUGGAGUCAAGAUAAGUCUCUCUGUUGAUGGCCCUGAUGAGCCAUUGUGUAGAAAUGCUUCCUGGAUUUUCUUUUUUCUUCUUAAUUAUUCCCUGCAGUGGUUGACUUCAUACAAGCACAUAGAAAUUAAGGAUUUUAUUCCCCAAUUGCCUGCUGAAGUGAAAGAAUACAAAAUAAAAACAAUGGGUUUAUGGUGAUAAUAAAAAGCCAACAUACCUUUGCAAGUGAACAUGCGCCAAGCAUAAAACCUGGGUGUGCAUCCCACACGCACUGUGCCGUGUUGUGCCAGCAUGUUCCUAAUCCUCCCUGCAGCCGCCUCCCUCCAACUUCAUUUCAGCCUUCAGCUUUAUACCAAUAUCUAAAACACAGAAGCCAGAUUCUGAAUGCAUUUAUUCCAGUGUAAAUCCAGAGCUACUCCUUUGAAUUCAGUAUAUUUACCCUCUGCCUACGUGACUCCAAACACUGUCCUUAUGCUCCUAACCGGGGAUUCCUACCAUGUUUAUAGAUGGUUGUGAAAACAUCUUCAGCAACCAGUCUCUAGCUCAGCACAGAUUAAAUCUAAGGCACAGGCUGCACUUCAGAAGUUUUAUAGUUAUGUCAGGGAAGUGAGUGCAAAACUUUGUUAUUGAUGUGACUAUGCUGGUGAAAGUCCUCAUGUAAAAACAGUUGUGUCUCUAUAAAGCACUUUAUACUGGUACAGCUUAUUUUGCUUUGCUAGACCACUUUUAUACCAGUGCAAGCACUUUUAUCCCAGUAUCCUUCAGUAGAUGAGGCUGAAGGUAACACUGGUGAUUCUUGCUCAAAAGUGUCUGUCCAAUAUUUUCUUUGAGAGCAUUUUUAAAAGUGAAAUAGCUGUACCACUGGAAUUAACUGCAGAGUAAUAAACUUCCAGUUCAUCAUCACUCUCAGCUCAUGAAAUGUCUUCAGGCCUUUGCAAAAAGCCCUGUUUGAGACAACAGAUUAAAUACUAAUCCUGGCAGAUCGAACAUCUCCACUUGAGCCCAAUACCAUCUAGCUGAGCAAACUUUUUCUUUUUUACUUUAUUUUUUUAUCUAAGUAAAGGCAACAAAUUCUUUCAUUAGAUGAGAUAACAGGAAAAAAAAAAUCAAUAUUUUAAAAAGAAAACAAAAAUAACAUCGUGCAAAAAUGCAGCUACACUAAAUGCAAGGAAUGCUUUUCCUUGAAAGCCACAUCCCCACAUGGGCAUCAGCCCAGGUGAGGGAUGCAUUUACAGUACUUAAACAUCCUUGCAAUUGUCUCAAAUGUGGAAGAUUUAUAUGGGCACUUACUAACUACUCAUGUAACAUUAAAACAAUACAUACCUGUAUAUAUCAAGGUAGAUUUGCAGUGAGAUACAGACCUUUUCUCCUAUACAUACUCACAUGCUUUUGCACACAUAAGGUAUAGUGUGCGGGUGUGUGUCUGCUCAUGAACAGGCAAUGAUGCUGGGGCUGAAGUAACAGCUGGGCACUGCUGGCACCAAGUGAGGCAGCAGAUAUCUUCAGGAUGUACAGCACAGUAUUUUGGCUUUAUAAUGCAGCAAAUGCUGGAAUGUGCAAUACAGGUUGCAAAAGCUGACAAGCUAAACAGUGCUUAUUUGGCUCAGGGUACUUCACUGUCAUAUGUCUCUGGUACAAUGUGCCCUUUUGUCUCUAGUGCUCAGGCACCACUUCUUAAUCCUUUUGUGUUUGGUUUUUUUUUCUGUACAUUUGUUCUGGUUUUUAUUAUGCUGAAUAUGUCAGCAGCAAUCAUGAGAGAUCCACCCCCAUUCUAAAUAACAAAGCAUAAGUGGCCAUAAUAGUAAAUCUGAUGGUUUUGCUCUGCCCCAGCGCUUGUGGUAUGUAGUAAGUUUGUUAUUGGCAGCAUCUUCAGGUUACAUCUGUGACCCAUGGUGUUAGGUCUAGAAUUUUGUUUAAAAAAUAAUAAUAAUAAUUUAAAAAAAAAAAGAAUCAAACACUCAUUUCUCUUAAAAAAAAAAUAAAUGUAUAUACUACAAAUCUCAACCCGGAAAGAUUAAACACAUUUUUUAUAUGAACAACGCGAAUGGGACUCCUUUCCGAGAGGACUCACAGUGACUUUAUCUGUAGAAUGUUUCAGUGCUUCUGCACUCAUUUUGUAACAAGUGCAUGCUGUAUAGAAUAUAUUGCCUGUAUACUUAGAGUGGAGGGGGGGCCAAGCUGCUUUUCAUUGUGUACUGCAGCUUGUUUGGAUGAAAAGUCGCGCCUUUGAUGCAUUUUUAUACUGUACAUAUUUGUAUAUAUUAACUCUAUUGCCAUGUUCUGAACACAGAUUUUGUUAUAUUUGCUUGUUUCGGUUUCCUACAAAAAUUGGUCCAUGACAGGAAAUACUCUCUUUUUUUUUAUAUAGAAAAUAUGCUUGUAAUUUCUGUUUGUUUGUUUUCUUGGUCAUCAUCUUUUAAUGGCUCAUAAAGGAAUUCGAGAUGAGUUUUCGGAGGAACUCUGAAAUGCAAGUCUGUGUUUGCAUGAGACCUGCCCAAUUGCUGGCUAUAAAGGGGGGCGGGGGGAAGAGGGGAAAUCUAAGUCAAGUUUUGCUUUUAAAGCAUGCUAGUCCCACGGGAAAACUCAUACAUGUACAAUUAUUCUCUUUGUAUUUUAUCUAAUAGUGCCUGAAUUAUUAUUAUUUUUUUUAAUAUCUUCUUGGAGGAACAAUUCAUAAUUGUCAAACUUUGAAACAUUAGCUUAAUUUUGUUUUCAUGACCUCUCAUUUCUCCUCCUUAUUUAUUUUGUUGCUGUUUAUAAUGGGCCCCAAGGCCAUUUCUGACAUUGCAGUGUUCUUCUUCCACAUUAAGGAUGUUUUUAAAAUUACUAAGAUUAUUGAGCCAACAGGCUGUUUUAAUCAAAACCAUGUUUCACUUGGGUUUGAUGAUUACGAAUGGUCCCUGCAAUGGCAGAACCCUUUCUGCUGGGAGGACCCUACCACCUAGUGGCCCCAAAGCAUCAGCACAGAGAUGCAUCUUCCCGAUAUUCCCUUGCUUUCUCAAAGGCAGGCUGGCAAUUUUGCUUCAAAUUAUUUGCUUAUUAUAACUAACUUAAACUAAACAAAUUGAUAAUGUUAAUGGCAUUUUUUCCCCCCUUUGGUUGAUUGCUAAAUAAAUUCGUAUAAUUUAUACUAGAGGAGAUUACUGCUUUUAUUGUUUUGGGUUCCCCCAAACCAAUUAUUAACAAUCAGGACUAUGUAUCUCAUUAAAUUUAAAUCAGGUCAAACCUGUUUAUCUAAGGCCUUUUCUGAUACAGGAAGACGACUGUAUUCCAGUGCAUUUAAGAUGUAUUUCUGUGUAUGAUUUUGCGGCAUUGAAAUCUACGAUUCUAUUCAUGGUGAUUUUUAUUUCUGUAUUUUUACCAUGGUAAAUAUAUUGUAAAAACAA
This is a messenger RNA of Pezoporus flaviventris, 12959 nucleotides long. It is a transcript of the gene TSHZ2, whose product is annotated as teashirt zinc finger homeobox 2. Lineage: Eukaryota; Metazoa; Chordata; Aves; Psittaciformes; Psittacidae. The transcript is spliced from 3 exons. Gene Ontology annotation, biological process: regulation of transcription by RNA polymerase II. Bases 1267 to 4377 code for a protein of 1036 amino acids. The record is from RefSeq and is a predicted model, not a curated record. Gene Ontology annotation, molecular function: DNA binding; DNA-binding transcription factor activity, RNA polymerase II-specific. Gene Ontology annotation, cellular component: nucleus.